AUGUCGCAUUCCAUCAUCUCCCCCGCCAUCCUCUACUGGGGCACCCCCGUCGUCCUCGUUUCCUCCGAGAACGAAGACGGCUCCGACAACAUCUGCCCCAUCUCCUCCGCCUUCUGGCUCGGCCACCGCUGCAUCCUCGGCUUCGCCGCCGAGAGCAAGACGCCGCAGAACAUUCUCCGCACCGGCCAAUGCGUCGUCAACCUCCCCGACGACACAAUGGCUCGCCACGUCGAUCUCCUCGCCGGCACAACAGGCACCGAAAACGUCUCAGCCUCGAAGAAGGACCGAGGUUACCGUCAUGUCAAGGACAAGUGGACCUGCGCGGAACUGACGCCGCAAAAGUCGGACCUUGUUCGUCCGAGACGCAUUCGGGAGUGUCCGGUGCAGAUGGAGUGCGAGUUGGCCGAGGCUCACCAGACAAUGAAGGACUUUCCUGAUCUCAGGGGAGUUGUCUUGGCUAUUGAGCUCAAGGUGCUUCGGACGCAUGUUGUGGCUUCGAUUCGCAUGCCGGGACAUGCCAACCGCAUUGACCCUGAUAAGUGGAGGCCCAUGAUUAUGUCGUUUCAGGAGUUUUACGGUUUGAGCGGCGGGAAAUUGGCGAAGAGCACUUUGGGCGAGAUUGACGAGGAAAAAUAUCGUGGGCUUACGAGGAGUGGUGUUGUCAAGCUGCCCGGCGACGAGGAUAAGGAGAAAGUUGAAGCGGCCUAUGAGCAGGCGAACGACAUCUUGGACAAUCUUAGAGAUUGA
Trichoderma reesei QM6a is the source of this 747-nucleotide messenger RNA. RefSeq lists its product as uncharacterized. Gene Ontology annotation, molecular function: FMN binding. Lineage: Eukaryota; Fungi; Ascomycota; Sordariomycetes; Hypocreales; Hypocreaceae. The record is from RefSeq and is a predicted model, not a curated record. The coding region runs from base 1 to 747 and encodes 248 amino acids. The transcript has a single exon.